Molecule: messenger RNA, 2820 nt
Organism: Gymnodraco acuticeps
Lineage: Eukaryota; Metazoa; Chordata; Actinopteri; Perciformes; Bathydraconidae
Gene: slc46a1
Product: solute carrier family 46 member 1
Exons: 6
Coding region: 206-1702 (498 amino acids)
Biological process (GO): transmembrane transport
Cellular component (GO): plasma membrane
Molecular function (GO): transmembrane transporter activity
Source: RefSeq, a predicted model, not a curated record
AUGGCCUCAGCACGGAAUCCUUUAUUUUGCUGAGCAGGUAGCUACAUUUCCUUCCUACUCGUUUUCAGAAACCGGCAGCAUAAACAAACUAGCAUUAGCAGGAAAAGCUAGUUAUUUACGGAGCUAGCUUAAAGAAAAGGGCUACUCAAUGUUUCGCUUGUGUUCAGACACUCUCAAUAUACAGUGAGUAAAGUUACCACGGUUAAUGUUACGCUGCCUGGACAUGGACGAGCCGGACACCGCAGCGAUUCUUCCCGGGGACGUGCUUACCGCCACGGACGAGGAGACACACGACUAUGGGGACCACAAACAUGAGGCCGAAGUAGCGAGCACCGGCUUCGUACGACCACCGUUUAGGGUUACAUGCCCGGUGUCUGUGGAGCCGGUGCUGUUCCUCUCCAUGUUUUCUCUGGCCCUGCAGGCGCCUCUGUCCACUCAGUACCUGUGGGACCGCAUCAGCGAGGACCUCGGCUACAACGGCUCCAAGAGGUCGGGGUGCAGCAACGGCUCCGUGCCCCCCGACCCGCUGCAAACGGAGGUGGAAAUCUUGACUGCCCACUGGAACCUGUACAUCAGUCUUGGGGGAUUUUCUGUAGGCCUGUUUGUGGUGCCUCUGCUGGGCUCAUGGAGCGACCUCGCUGGUCGAAGACCCAUCCUCAUCCUCCCCAACAUUGGCCUGGCCCUCCAAGCGGUGGUUUACCUGGUGGUGAUGUACCUGAAGCUGCCUGUGGGCUACUUUCUAGUUGGCAGGCUGCUAAGCGGCCUUUCCGGGGAUUUCAACGCCAUCCUGGCAGGCUGCUUUGCAUAUGUGGCUGAUACCAGCGACAGAAAGUCCCGCACCAUCAGGGUGGCAAUCUUGGAGGCUUGUCUGGGCCUUUCAGGGAUGCUAGCCAGCAUCAUCGGAGGGCAGUGGCGGCAGGCACAGGGGUACAUCAAUCCCUUCUGGCUCGUCCUAGCCACAAACUUGGCCUCGGCUCUGUACGCUUACCUGUUCGUCCGUGAGUCGGUCGUGCCUGACCCCAGUGCCAAGCUCCUCACUUCCUGCCACUAUAAAGCUAUCUGGCACCUCUUCUCAAAAGGAGGUAGUACCAGUGACGCCGGCGGGACAUUUCACAGAUGCAAGCUAUGGCUUUACAUGCUGUGUUUCUUUCUGGUGGUGACUGUACACUUCGGCAGCAGGGAGUUAUACGUGUUGUUUGAGCUAAGCUCCCCGCUCUGCUGGGGGUCGGCCCUCAUUGGCUAUGGAUCAGCAGCUCAGAACCUGGCCUACCUCAGCAGUCUUCUGGGGCUGAAGAUCAUGCAGCGCUGCCUGGAAGACUCCUGGGUGGCUCUCGUGGGUCUGGUCUCCAACGUCAUCGGGCUGGUGGUGUUCUCUGUCGCUGACACCACACAGCUCAUGUUCACAGGUUACGGUCUGUGUUUCCUCUUCAUGGCUGCAACGCCUGUGCUCAGGUCAAAGCUGUCCAAGUUGGUCGGCCAAUCAGAACAAGGCGCCCUGUUUGCCUCUGUUGCCUGUGUGGAGAGCUUGUGUUUCCUGGUGGGCAGUGGCCUUUUUAACUCCCUGUACCCAGCCACGCUGCACUUCAUGAAGGGCUUCCCCUUCCUUUUUGCUGCCAACAUCCUCUUCAUCCCUGCUGGAAUAAUCGGGACCCUGCGAUGUUUGGACCAGAGGAGAGACAACAGAGACUCCACAGUAUCCUGACCUUAAGAGAAGCAGAGGGCAGGAACGUGUCAGAGAGCUAACGUUUGUCCUGUUGUCAGUCUAUGAGGUGAGCAGCUCUGACAUGCAUCUGCCUUAUAUUUCAAUUUGAAUGUAUUAAUACACACAACAGCUUAAGGUGCUAACCAUAAGAGGAAAAUCACAAACUCCUCAGUUGCUCCAAAACAUUUCAAGCAAGGGUGCAACCAAACUAUCAGCAAUCCACAGCAGAGACAGUGAAAUAGGAGCCGCAUGCCGGGGAAUACCGGGUUACACUUUGACCCUCCUCGCUCCAUAGUGUACACUCCCUGAAGAGUCCCACCACCACAAACAACACAGGAUAGUCCCAGAGCACAGAGAGGGAACAAGAGCUGCCAAAUCAUAUUUUAAAUGUUCGAAGGGAAGAUAAAGAGGUUAAAUGAAGUAUUAACGCAGCUACUGUGAAUUGAAUAACAUGAGAUUACUUUCUCAAAGCCAUUAUGCAAAUGUUGGGCCAACAAAACUUUAACCAUAAAAGGAUAAAUGUUUUUCCUAUUUUUUGUCAAUUGUGCAAUAUUUAUAAGUUGCAUCAGAUUUAUUUAUGAAAUAGAACUUGAUCAUGAUUUUGAUAGUUUGUAAUAAUAUGGUUAAAGGUAGGGUAUGUAAGUUGGAGAAACCGGCUCGAGAUCGCUAGAAUUUGAAAAUACACGACCGGAGAAAAUCUGCCACUUUCUUAUAGAGCCCCUCCUCCAACACACACAUGACCAAUGAGGGCACGAGAUAAGUUUGUGCACAGAUGGAAGGCUGACAGGCAGGUAAGCCAUCCAGUUAUUUUAGCCGGGCCGGCUAAAAUGAUUGGUCGUGCUUUUUACAGUACCACGGCUUCCACAGAUGACAUUUUUUUAUGGAUUUUUUGUCAAAGCACUUAAGAUAUUCAUUGCUAUCGGGAUGUUAAGAGCAUUCCAUGGAACAUAACAAAAAGUGUAUCUCGAGCCGGUUUCUCAAACUUACAUACCAUACCUUUAAAUCUGUUUCUGUUUACAUGUCACACAACGAUUAAGUGAGGAUCAGUUGUUUAUGUUUUUACAACACCCCUUUCAUCAUGUUUAAAAUAAAGGGACCAAAUUCUAUUUUCAUUCAAA